AAACCGACCUGACACUUACUCAUACACAACAAUCAACACAACAAAAGGAGAGGGAAAUAAGUGCUAAAGAUCUACUGAAAGAACCGAAAAAUAAUCAUCAAGAUGUCGACGACCGUGGAAAAGAUCAAAGAGAUCGAGUCCGAAAUGGCUCGUACUCAAAAAAAUAAAGCAACUUCAUUUCAUCUUGGUCAACUGAAAGCAAAGUUAGCUAAACUAAAGCGAGAGCUCCUAACCCCGUCAUCCAGUGGCGGCGGUGGUGGAGGUGCUGGCUUCGAUGUUGCUAGAACUGGUGUUGCUAGUGUUGGCUUUAUUGGAUUCCCAUCCGUAGGGAAGAGUACUUUGAUGACCAGAUUAACUGGCCAACAUUCAGAAGCAGCCGCGUAUGAAUUUACUACCCUGACAUCUGUACCUGGACAAGUCAUGUACAAUGGAGCACCGCUGCAGAUGAUCGACCUUCCAGGUAUCAUUGAGGGUGCUAAAGACGGAAGAGGCCGUGGUCGUCAGGUGAUUGCCGUUGCUAAGACAUGCCAUUUAAUCUUCAUUGUCCUAGACGUGAACAAACCCCUGACAGAUAAACGAGUCAUCGAGACAGAACUGGAGGGAUUUGGCAUCCGAAUAAACAAACAGCCGCCUAACAUUACUUUCAAGAAGAAGGACAAGGGUGGUCUCAACAUAAGCAGUACCGUGCCUCUAACCCACAUCGACAACGACGAAAUCAGGGCUGUAAUGGCCGAAUACCGUAUCAACUCUGCGGAUAUUGCGAUUCGCUGUGAUGCCACUAUUGACGACUUGAUCGACAUUCUAGAAGCCAAGAGCCGCAGCUACAUACCAGUUAUCUACGUCCUCAACAAGAUCGACGCGAUUAGUAUAGAGGAGCUUGAUCUAUUGUACCGAAUCCCCAACGCAGUACCCAUUAGCUCCGAGCAUGGAUGGAACGUUGACGAGUUAAUGGAGGCUAUGUGGGACAAGCUAAAAUUGGUCCGGGUUUACACGAAGCCAAAGGGGAAGAUGCCGGACUAUUCGCAGCCUGUUGUGCUUCGUUCCACUAGGUGCACCGUCGAAGAUUUUUGCAACGCAAUCCACCGAAGCAUUGUCGAGCAGUUCAAAACCGCGGUCGUUUACGGCAAGUCUGUAAAGCACCAACCUCAGCGCGUGGGGCUCGCCCACGAAUUGGCCGAUGAAGAUAUAGUCACGAUUGUCAAGAGAUGAGUGGCUAGAGU
This is a messenger RNA of Hypoxylon fragiforme, 1220 nucleotides long. Its product is annotated as P-loop containing nucleoside triphosphate hydrolase protein. Gene Ontology annotation, cellular component: cytoplasm. The transcript is spliced from 7 exons. The coding region runs from base 103 to 1209 and encodes 368 amino acids. Lineage: Eukaryota; Fungi; Ascomycota; Sordariomycetes; Xylariales; Hypoxylaceae. The record is from RefSeq and is a predicted model, not a curated record. Gene Ontology annotation, molecular function: GTP binding; GTPase activity. Gene Ontology annotation, biological process: cytoplasmic translation.